Molecule: messenger RNA, 3152 nt
Organism: Enhydra lutris kenyoni (northern sea otter)
Lineage: Eukaryota; Metazoa; Chordata; Mammalia; Carnivora; Mustelidae
Product: SH3 binding domain protein 5 like
Exons: 7
Coding region: 560-1717 (385 amino acids)
Biological process (GO): negative regulation of protein tyrosine kinase activity; intracellular signal transduction
Cellular component (GO): cytoplasm
Molecular function (GO): protein kinase inhibitor activity
Source: RefSeq, a predicted model, not a curated record
GGGUUAGCCGAUGAUGUAUUUCCGCUUCCUCUCGGCCCAGGCGCAUUUGGUUGGACGGGCUUGUUGCGGGGAGGGAGGGGGAAGAUUGUUUGCAGUAGAGGAGCUCAGCGUACGGGAAGGUAAACUGAGCUCCCCGGAGACCGGCACCCCGCAGCCUCGGUUCGGGCCCAGCCUUGUCUCUCCAGCUGCCGCCACAGCCUGGAGGCGCCUGCCUCCGCCCUCCCGAAUGGUGCUACUCCUCGCAGGCCUCGGCCUGGGAUCCAGACCCCCUUUGCCCCCUGCCUCGGAGCGGCUGCUCCGGGUCUCCCCCGGUGGACUGCUCGUGGCGGGCAGGGAAGAACUUUUCCACAGACAAGGCUAUCGCUGCAGGAGCGCCUCCGACGCCUUGAAUCUCGGCCUCUAACCCGGUGUGGGGUUGUCCCUCUGUCCUCUCUUCCACCCGCCGAGAGGAGAAUCCCUUCUUCUUGCAGCCCAGAGCCCGGGAGGUCCCAAGCUGGGGCCCUGGUCCCAGCAUGUCAGUCCUCUCUUGUGCGUAGGGCUGUGCCCUCUCCCGGUUAGCAUGGCGGAAUUCAGGCCGGCGCCCAGGGGGCGGGAGACCCCGCAGGGGGAGCUUCGGGCCGAGGUGGUAGAGGAUGAAGCCCCGCGGAGCCCGGUCGCUGAGGAGCCCGGGAGAGGCGGCAGCCAGGGCAGCGAGGCCAAACUGUCUCCCAGGGAAGAGGAAGAGCUGGAUCCUCGGAUACAGGAAGAGCUAGAGCAUCUGAACCAGGCCAGCGAGGAGAUCAACCAGGUGGAGCUACAGUUGGAUGAGGCCAGGACCACCUAUCGGAGGAUCCUGCAGGAGUCAGCAAGGAAGCUCAACACGCAGGGCUCCCACUUGGGGAGCUGCAUCGAGAAGGCCCGGCCUUACUAUGAGGCUCGGCGGCUUGCUAAGGAGGCCCAGCAAGAGACCCAGAAGGCAGCGCUGCGGUACGAGCGGGCCGUGAGCAUGCACAAUGCUGCCCGGGAGAUGGUGUUUGUGGCUGAGCAGGGUGUCAUGGCUGACAAGAACCGGCUAGACCCCACCUGGCAGGAGAUGCUCAACCAUGCCACCUGCAAGGUGAAUGAAGCAGAGGAGGAGCGGCUUCGUGGUGAGCGGGAGCAUCAGCGGGUGACCCGGCUGUGCCAGCAGGCUGAAGCUCGGGUCCAGGCCCUGCAGAAGACGCUCCGGCGUGCCAUUGGCAAGAGCCGCCCCUACUUCGAGCUCAAGGCCCAGUUCAGCCAGAUUCUAGAGGAGCACAAGGCCAAGGUGACAGAGCUGGAGCAGCAGGUGGCCCAGGCCAAGACUCGCUAUUCAGUUGCCCUGCGCAACCUGGAGCAGAUCAGCGAGCAGAUUCACGCACGGCGCCGGGGCCAGCCCCUGCAUGCCCCAGGCCAGCGGCGCUCCUCCCCUGUGGGGGCAGAGGCUGGGCCUGAUGGUGGGGAGGAUGGGGACAGUGGGAUCAUCGAGGGGGCUGAAGGCGGGGGCCUGGAGGAGGGCAGUAGCCUGGGUCCUGGGGCUGCCCCCGACACAGACACGCUUAGCCUGCUGAGCCUGCGCACGGUGGCUUCGGACCUGCAGAAAUGUGACUCUGUGGAGCACCUGCGGGGCCUCUCAGACCACACCAGUCUGGACGGCCAGGAGCUGGGUUCCCGGAGCGGGAGCCGUGGGGGCCGCCACCAGCGCAGCAUCAGCCUGUAGUCCAUGCUCAGGGUGGCUUGUCCUUUCACCACCACUGGCCCUCGUAGGGCUGGACAGGCUCCGUGCUCCCUCUCCUCAGGUCCUUGCUUCCCUUGGAGAGGUCAGGUUGGUCCUUGCCUCUGGUGGAUUUCUCCCCGUCCCUGCCCUCCCAGGUCCCUCCUCGCAGGUGGCAGCUCUCUUUGCCUUACCCUUUCAGAAGGCUUUUCUCUGGCUCUCACGUUUGCCCUCUCCUGCUAGCUCCUCAUGGUCUGAUGCCCUUUGCUGCCCUCUUUCUGCUUUCCUUCCAUCUGUCUGGUUUUCCCCUCAGGGAACUUGGUCUAGAAGGCACAGGGAAGCCCAUCGGAGAAGGUGGGUGUGGGACCCAAGUCCUGGCAUCUUGGCCCCUAGCUCGAGGAAAUAGGUGUUCCUUCCACCUCCCCAUCUCCCAAGAUCUAGGGAUGCUACAGAGCUCUUCUGGCAGACUUGUGCCCUAGGCCUCUGUCCCGGCCUGUCCAUAUGGAACCUGAAAUGUGCUGUAGGACUGUGUACGUCUGGAAGACACUACUGAUCCCUACAGUGCUCCCUCCUCAUGACCUAAGCCACUUUGCUAUGUGUGCCACAAAGCAAGACUCGAAGGGUACCAGCGUCAAGAGAAGGUGAAACCCAACCCCACUGUCAACACAGAGGACACCACCCGCUCCAGAUAGGCUCCCAUGUGCAUGGUGUUUUCCCCAGCUGGGCUGGGCCGUUAACAUUGCUAAGGUGCUAGUGGGUCUCUAACAAGGGUCCAUGUUGGCAGGUGAACAUGUAAUGAGGUCCUGAUGGUUGAAGCCCUUGCCAUUCCUGCUGCAGAAUUGGGUUUACUUUUUCUGGGUAGAGGAUGUUGAGCUGAAUCUCAGCACCCUCCUGUGGGGUAAUUGGUGCUCAGUCGCUCUCCCUCUCGCUCUCCCAAACCAAACAAUACCUACUCCAGGAUCCCUUAGGGAAGUGCUCAAGUUUGGCUGCACAGCCUUCUCUGUUGUAGGUAUGGGUUGCUCUGGGGUGAGGGAGCCCACCCUCCAUGGGGAGCAGCUCUGGGUGUUUGGUGGUGCUCCAGGCCCUAUGGUGGGGAAGGUGGGGAAGCCACGCUAGAUCUGGGUGCCUUGGGAGAACUGGUCCUUCCUCCUUUGCUACCCUAAGAGGUCUGAGAGCUGGACUCUGGGCAGGAGUCCUAGGCCUUUGUGCUGCUGUCGUCACCUGGGAGGAGUGGGCUUUCAUAUGGAGGGUGUUUCCCUGUGCUAAGGUGGUCACUAUGAGAACCACUGGUUUGAGGUGGCCAUGGGUGAAGGGAUGAAAGGGAGGGAGGACGUGGGCAUGCGUGUGUGCAUAUGCUGGGGGAGUGUGUGUGUGUGUGAGUGUGUGUGUGUGUGAGAGAGAGAAAAGGGUAUGCCCCUGAUUUUAUUUAAAUAAAAUAGUU